Molecule: messenger RNA, 2079 nt
Organism: Nylanderia fulva
Lineage: Eukaryota; Metazoa; Arthropoda; Insecta; Hymenoptera; Formicidae
Source: RefSeq, a predicted model, not a curated record
ACAAUUUUUAUACUCCAACCAUAUUGCGCAAUGUUACAAUCGUUAAACAUGUUUGCUUCAAUUUAACGUAAUUAUAUGGACACGUUGACGUUUUCUUUGGGGAAGACAUUUCGGAGUAAGACAAUGUAUAAGCUUUGAUCGCACAUACAAAUCGUAGGAAAAGCGUAUGUGAUAGCGUAACUACGGAUGCGAGCUUCCCUGAUCGACCCAUCAGACGCGCGUAGCAACGUAUUCCGAUGCAGUCUCAAGGUAACGAACAGACGGAACGCGAUUUAUUCAGCGCACAUUGCGCUACAGUAUUCGUACGACUGUAACAGGGUGUUUUACACGUCGGUUUUUAAAGAGCGAUCUAUUAUCCUAAUCGAAAUGCCCGGGAUCGCGAGCGCAACCGGUCUCCUCUCCGCGCGAAUUCGACCGAUUCGCAGACCGAAGCCCAAGAACGUGGAAUUAUCGGGCUGCACCAAAGCGGCACCAUUCGUCCUUCGACCGUUUGCCGGCCUCUUUAAUCCUUAUCCUUAUGGUUGCUCGGUGCUGUGCAAUCAUCCAGCGGAUUGCGAGGCGAAGGAGGUGGUUCGACGUGCUAAGGACACAUGGGCUACCGAGGGAAAAGCUAUUUUGCUGCCGGAGGAGAUGGAGAUGAUACGGACGAGUCUGUUGGCGGUGGGCGCGGGCGGGUGCAGAGGCGAAGUGGUGGCUGGAAAUGUCGGAGGUGACGGCGGUGAUGGUUACAACGCCGAGAUGACCGCUUCGGCGGUGCCCGAGGAGCUCUUCCGGAAAUACACGGAAACCGAUUCGCGACCUUUGACCCCGGCGCCCACGCUCGCCAGCGGUCCGACCGCAUUAACCAGCCACGCGAUCCAGGAGGACCUACCGGUGACCUGUAAUCCGCGCGAGCGCACCACCCUGGUCUUGGAUCUUCGAACCAACUCUCAGACCCAGCAGGUGGAAAAUGAAACCUUUAGCUGGCACGCUCUUACGCUCGAGCUACCGCCGAUGCCUCGGAAAAGCGAGAUAUUUGUCUGCAAGCCGGUCUCGAGAUCGCAACAAAUAGCAACGGCACCAGCACCGCCUCCUCCGUCACCUCCCUCGCCCAUCACUGAAAGAUGUGAAACGAGCUCGUCCAAGAAUGUGGAGGAAGAAGCCGAUAGCGGCAGCGAGCAACCGGUGAUUAUUCGAAGACGGGGAAAGCGAUUACGUAAAAGAAAGUGUAGGAGGGGCUCGACUUACGGCCAACAAACGGAAGUCCGCGAUCCGCUCGAGCCCACGGUAACGCAAGUCUCGCAGGUCGAAGAAGGAUCCCGGAGGCCAUCGGUUCACGUUGAUGUCGAGAAUGUUGACGACUCGACAUCUUCUAAGAAGACGCCCGUACAAACAAUGAGUCACACGAUGCCUCCAAGUUUUCUCUCACCUGAUAUUCUGAAGCACCUAUGUCGAGAGUUAGAUCGCGACAAGGUGGAGGCGGAAUUCUCAAUUAAGAGACGAAUCGCGUUAGAAGAAGCGUUGCGGGUAAAAGGCGAUGCUUACUCAACUCUACGUGGAUCUCGUCAAACUAGUUCCAGCCUGUUGAUGCAAAACGCUCCCAGAGUAUUUACUCGUCAAGCAGUGCGAUUCGAAUUACUCGACAGUCAAAGUCUUUGUGGAUUAACGCCGCUUCGAUACCUCAGUAAGCACGUGCACGUCACGUCGGGGAGGAAACUGAUAUUCGGUCGAAUAUUUAACAGAUUUAACGAGGAGGCGUUGCACAGCGUGCGACGCAUUUCGUCGAGCAGCGUCGAGGAAGCUCUUCAAGAAGUGAUCGGGAAGGCGUUGACGGACGAGCAGCGAUCCUAUCUUAGGUCUGUGAUAGGAGAGAUAACAGACUCGUUGGACUUUAGGGAGUGGUGCGGUUUGUGCGCCGCUGUCGAGAGGCUGCUCUGUCCUCUGCCGUCGAGAACAAGCGAUCCACCAGCCUGGCUCGAAAAGGCAGACUUCGAAGCUCUGGAACGAAGACUCAAGUCAGCCGAAUCGGUGGAUACUACGUUGACAUUGUUAUUGAAGGAGAUUCGUGACAGAUAAAAUAUAUGACGUGUGUUUCUCUUA